Liolophura sinensis is the source of this 1778-nucleotide messenger RNA. Its product is annotated as protein FAM47E-like. The record is from RefSeq and is a predicted model, not a curated record. Gene Ontology annotation, biological process: transcription initiation-coupled chromatin remodeling. The transcript has 9 exons. The coding region runs from base 305 to 1642 and encodes 445 amino acids. Gene Ontology annotation, cellular component: chromatin. Lineage: Eukaryota; Metazoa; Mollusca; Polyplacophora; Chitonida; Chitonidae.
UACAUCGUUUUCUGAUUUUGUCCCAGUGUGUUGUCUUCAUUGACUUUUAAGUCAUAACUAUUUACCAAGCAAAUUCAUGGAAACAUACUCUUAAGUCGAAGCUAUUAAGGAUCAUUCUGUCCAAAACUAUAUAAAAUAUCGAAUUACCCUGGGCGGACUCAAUAAUCCUGGGUGCGUUAGAGGGAGUUAACAGGCGGUGGAUGUCAACAAAUGGCCGUCGUUAUUAGUGUGUAGUGUAGGCUACUAUGUAUAAGGUAAUUUUAACGCCUUUUUGUGAAUAGAUGUAAGUUAAGUUGUUAGUGCUAUGGCUGAACAAAAGUACAGUCUAUCCACUAUCCCGACUGUCACUAACAAGAAGAUCCAAGAACAGCCAUGGUACAGAGAACGACUCAGAACUAAGUAUAUAAAGUCAUUGAAGCCCACAGAUACAUGCAAAUCCUUGUCUGGAAAAACAUGGACAUUUUUGAAAGAUGGAUUAGACGAUUUCAGAGAUGGCCUACCUCCCCCAUUAGAUAGUGGGUUUCUAAUAGAGAGAUCAAAGGGCAUCUCACCCAACAUAACUGGCAGCAAUGGGAACUUGACCUCCGUCAAACAACAAGCAGCUCGAGGGCGUUACACCAAAGAACAGAUGUGCUAUUCACGAUGCACACCUCUUCAACAGCAAAGACGAGAUCAUAUUGAUGAAAUAGAAUAUGGGUUGAGUCAGCACCCACUGGCUCUCUACCCUCAUCUUGAAGAAUGCAUCCCUCCUGAUUUAUUUGAGGAAGUGGUGGAGAUACUGGACCCAGAAAUGAAUCUUGAUUCUGAAGAUGCAUCCAUUGAUGAAGAUGAUGAUGAAGAUGAGGUAACCCUAGACCGUGACAGUAAAAUAGGAGGAGAAAAAACAGCAUCCAGGGAAAGAAUGACUUCAGAAGUGGACUCAUCCGAGCAGCCUGUCAGGAAUCCCUACAGAUGGCUGCCCAGGGUAGAGGAGAAGAAAGACAAGAAAAAGAGUAGUGAUAAACGAUCUAGUUCACCCUCACAGGAAGAACACAUCAAGAGUGUGACAAAAGAGUUUUGUGACUGGGUCUCCAGUUUAGGGGGUGAGAGUAACAACAUUGAGGAAUCCACCAUCACAAGUUUGUUUGCCAGUGGGUAUGAGACCAAGCCAGCUCUGUCUGUGCCCAUCCAUGUGGUGGAGUUGACGAAUGUCCCUCCAGAACUGAGAAUGUCCUCAGCGGUACCAGUUCAACAGCCCAACAAAAACCUCCCAACAAAAGCUGACAAGAAAAAAGAAUGGGUCCACUCUGGGAGCUAUGAACCAAGCUGGGUGAAGUUCCGUUACGGAGCCUGGUAUCUUCCUCCUAAAACCUGGGAGAAGCGUGAUUUCACAGACCCUCUUAGAGACCCCAAAGAGCUGAAAGACCAAGAGUCUUCUGAUGCUAAGGAAAAGAGUCAUAAACUGAAUGUGGACCUUUCACAGAUGCAUGGAUCAAAAGCAUUUAUGGAUUUUAUGGAUAAGAAAGGGACUAGAAAACCAGAGUUUCUGGAUGAAAUCCGAACCAUCCAAAGAAAAGCUAUGGAAGAAGACAGGCGACGACUUCAAGUUGAACAAGCUGCAAAAAUGAAAAAACUUCAUGUAUCACAAAAAGCUGCUUUCUAGGAGCAAAAUUUUACCAGAGUAUAUUGAUGGAUGCGGUAAUGUUUUCUGAGGCAGGGACUCAGUGUGGUGUGGUGGAUUGGCUGAAAUACAUGCAGUCUUUGCAAGGCAGUGUUCAUGUGUUUGGUGUAUAUUUAUU